AUGCAACCCACGGCGGUGGACGAGGCCUUGAUUGGCGAGCCGCUCCGCCUGUCAAACGCUCGUGAGUCUUGGCUCGGGCAUUCACUUUUACCCGCUGCGCCCAGAGGGUGGCCGACGACAUCAUUGAGCAGCAAGUCUGGGGAAGAAUACGCGGGGAGAAGAGAGAGAAGAGCCGAUGCCCCGAGACAGUACAAGUCCAAACGCUGCUGGCUUUCGCGGCAUGUCGCUCAGUCAAGAAGCUUUCGUAUCGCUGCUGGCCUGAGUGCUGUACAUAGGAUGCUCGCACGUGUUGAUGGGCCAGGCAGAGAUCGCGUGCUAGGACCAAAACUGCUACGAGAUACGAUGCGAUACUACGCCAACGCCACUUCCCAACUGCCAGCAUCUGCGGAGCACGGCGCAAAUUCGCAGCUCCUGGGCGCUCUCGUCGCUGCCGAACAGCCUAUAUUUGGCUACAACGCCUGGGGACUAGCCCUGUUCCUGUCAGAUCUGCAUCUACUGCCGACGGGCCUCUUACUCAGUUGGGUUGCUGCAGUGCCGUUGAUUCUACCGGGAUGCCCACGCAGUCAGCGCCAAGUGGUCGCAUGGGCCGGCGACUGCGCGUUUCAGUUCAUCCGACGAAUGGCAGGCCGUCCUCUGUGGCCUAUCGUGGCAGUGGUGGUAUUUGAAAUCUUCAUCCCAUCGCUGGGUGCCGGUACACACAGUUCCAAGAAGAGACGCAAGGUCGGGUCCCCCGGUCAAGAGGGCGUUUUGUAUAAGUCAUCGGCACGAUAG
This is a messenger RNA of Trichoderma gamsii, 771 nucleotides long. RefSeq lists its product as hypothetical. Bases 1 to 771 code for a protein of 256 amino acids. NCBI's taxonomy places the organism in Eukaryota, Fungi, Ascomycota, Sordariomycetes, Hypocreales, Hypocreaceae. The record is from RefSeq and is a predicted model, not a curated record. The transcript is spliced from 4 exons.